CUCAUUUUUCACACCACUGCUCUUCAAAUCCUUAUCCUCUUUCUCUUCUCCAAAUGGGAUAUGGUUUUGGUGGCUUCCUCUGCUUUUUUGCAGCAAUUUUUUUGGUGUCAUGGCUUCAUGAAUCCAAUGCCAAAGUGGAGGGUUCUUCUAGUGAUGAAGUAGCAGCACAGCUUGCUGGGUGUAAUCUCUACCAAGGAUCUUGGGUGAUUGAUGAUACUUUUCCUUUGUAUCAAUCUUCAAUUUGUCCGUUUAUCGACAAAGAGUUCGACUGUCAAAAGAAUGGGAGGCCGGACAAACUCUACCUCAAGUACCGAUGGCGGCCUAGCGGUUGCAUUUUGCCGAGAUUCAAUGGAGUAGAGUUUUUGGCAAGGUAUAAAGGGAAAAGGAUAAUGUUUGUGGGGGAUUCUUUGAGUCUGAAUCAAUGGCAAUCUCUCACUUGCAUGUUGCAUGCUGCAGUACCCAGGUCUAGGUACACUGUUGACAGAGAGAAUGACCUCUCUACUUUUACUAUACCAGAGUUUGGGAUUUCAAUAUAUUUAUCUCAUAAUGAUUUUCUGGUUGAUUUAGUUAAAGAAAAGGUAGGUAAGGUUUUAAGGCUUGAUUCCAUUGUUGGGGGCAAUGCAUGGAAAGGAUUUGAUAUGCUUAUCUUCAAUACAUGGCAUUGGUGGAUCCAUAAAGGAAGCAAACAACCAUGGGACUACAUUGAAAUAGGAGGUAAGUACUACCGAGACAUGAAUCGAUUGGUUGCAUUUAAGGAGGGACUAACCACAUGGUCCAAGUGGGUCGAGUCCAACAUCAAUCCUGCUGUCACCAGGGUUUUCUUUCAAGGCAUUUCACCUACUCAUUAUAAUGGUGACGAAUGGAAACAAUCGGGGUCAACAACUUGCAAUGGCCAAACUCAACCAUUAAGUGGCUCAAUGUAUCCAGCAGGGAUGCCAUCGGAAGCAAAAAUAUUAAAGGAAGUGUUGAGUAAAAUGUCGAAACCGGUUCAAUUGCUCGAUAUAACGACAUUAUCACAAUUGAGGAAAGAUGGACACCCAUCCUACUAUGGUAACAAUGGAAGGAAGGAAGAUGAUUGUAGCCAUUGGUGUCUUGCUGGAGUUCCUGAUACUUGGAAUGAACUUUUAUAUGCGAGUCUUAUUAUGGGUUAAAAUGUUUUAAAUACCUAAAUGUACUGGUUGUUGUAUAUGCUAAUAAAAUUGUGAAUUGUUUUCAUUUGAUGAUAAA
Messenger RNA from Vitis riparia (riverbank grape), 1227 nucleotides. RefSeq names its product protein trichome birefringence-like 38. Gene Ontology annotation, molecular function: O-acetyltransferase activity. The record is from RefSeq and is a predicted model, not a curated record. Lineage: Eukaryota; Viridiplantae; Streptophyta; Magnoliopsida; Vitales; Vitaceae. The transcript has 5 exons. Gene Ontology annotation, cellular component: Golgi apparatus. Bases 54 to 1151 code for a protein of 365 amino acids.